AAUAUUUGAUCAUAGUCAUGCCAGCUCCCUUACCCCUGCCUCACAUGAAGCACUACAAAAACUAUUAUACAAUAUUCUGUGAUAGAGUAUCUCAGCAGCUCCUCAUUGUGUAAAGAUUAUGUUUUCCCCUCCCCCUUUUCCUGGGUGUUACUACCUGUGUUGCCCCUAGUAGCAGCAGCGUGAGGUCUAGGUUAGAGGCGGAGCCAGGGUACUGUACUAACCACAGCAGGCACAGCACCCGGAGGAAGCAGAGCGUCUGUGUGGCUUCUCAUUGGAACACUAUCCCACAGGUGGGGUUUCGCUGGCUCCAGGGAGGGAGAGGAGGAGGCGAGAGUUCAGUCAGUAACUACCGGGUGGAGGAGUGUGAGGGCAGGUUGCAGAUUCCGAGAACAAGCGUUCUCGCUCUCUGAACGGCUUCCUGUCUGUGGUCGGACUCUCGUUUGAAGAGGAGGAAGGGGGGGAGAGAGCCCCCUCUGUUCAGCAGCAGCCUCCGUUGCCGUACCACCCUCAGGGGACCCGCCACCGCCAGCGGAAUGUCCGGGGAGGGUAACCGUGGUGACCAGAAGGCCCAGUACAAUGGAGUAAAGAAGCACAGAAUGUCUUUACCAGCGCCCAUGUUCUCCAGGAAUGACGUCAGCAUUUGGAGCAUCCUGAAGAAAUGCAUCGGCAUGGAGCUGUCUAAGAUAGCAAUGCCAGUGAUCUUCAACGAGCCCCUUAGUUUCCUGCAGCGGCUGACAGAGUACAUGGAGCACACGUACCUCAUCCACCAGGCGAACACCACCACAGACUCCAUUGAGAGGAUGAAGUGUGUUGCAGCGUUUGCUGUGUCUGCUGUAGCAUCACAGUGGGAGAGGACGGGAAAACCCUUCAACCCACUACUGGGAGAAACCUAUGAGCUGAUCAGAGAGGACCUGGGGUUCAGGUGGAUGUCGGAGCAGGUAAGCCACCACCCCCCCGUCAGCGCCUUCCAUGCUGAGGGCCUGCAGGAGGACUUCCUGUUCCACGGCUCCAUCUACCCCAAACUCAAGUUCUGGGGCAAGAGUGUGGAGGCAGAGCCUAGAGGCAUCAUCACCCUGGAGCUGCCCAAAUACAACGAAGCGUACACCUGGACAAACCCCACUUGCUGUGUACACAACAUCAUCGUGGGCCAGCUGUGGAUCGAGCAGUACGGCAAUGUGGAGGUGAUCAACCACAAGACCGGAGAGAGAUGCAGCCUGACGUUCAGACCAAGUGGCCUCUUUGGUAAGGAGCUGCACAAAGUGGAGGGCUACAUUCUGGAUAAAAGCAAAAAUAAGCUCUGUGCCAUCUACGGUAAAUGGACCGAGUGCUUAUACACUGUGGACGCUGACACUUUUGAUGCUCACAAGAAAUCUGACAAGAAGAACUCAGAGGAGAAGAAAAGCAACAAGCAGACCAGUGUAGACGAGGAGCCAGAGGAGAUGCCCCUGCCUGACGGAGACACGGUCCAGGUCAUCCCAGGAAGUGAGCUGAUCUGGAGGAUAGCCCCCCGGCCAGACAACUCUGCAGAGUUCUAUGCCUUCUCCACAUUUGCCAUGCAGCUGAAUGAGCUGGAGGAGGGCAUGAAGGGGGUCCUACCCCCCACAGACUGUCGACUCAGGCCUGACAUCAGACAUAUGGAGAAAGGAGACAUGGAUUCGGCAAGUGCAGAGAAGAAGAGGGUAGAGGAAAAACAAAGACUGUCCCGGAAAAAUCGUUCGAAGUCGACCGAGGAAUGGAAAACAAGGUGGUUCCACCAGGGCCUCAACCCCCACAACAAAGCUCAGGACUGGCUCUACUCCAACAGCUACUGGGACCGGAACUACUCCCUGCUGCCUGAUAUAUACUGACCCACAGGACACACACCACAUACACAUCUCUAUCUGUACACACCUCGUCUUAACUCGCUCUGCUAUUUUUUAUAUUCUGACACUGGAACUCUGACAUUUUCUCAGAGGGUUCAUUGAAGGGGGAGAAAGUUAGUCCUGGUCAGGUCAUGUGGUCAGGAAAAAUUAGUUAUGGUGUCAACAUAGGCAAGGUUAAGGGAGAGUUCUGGCCUUAAUCAUUUCAAAGCCUGCUCUGGACCUACUAUUGUCCUUUACUGUCAUUCAAUUCCCAGCAUCAGCCUUACCCAUGUACCUGCAACAACCAUUCAGUAGUCCCCAAACAUAUCUCCUAUCAUAGCCUAUGUCUCACUCAAAGCACAAUUGUGAAGCCCUCAUGAGUCUGUAAGCUAUGGUCAUCGACCAGUGUGUAUAUAAUUAUAAUAAAACUGUAGGGUGUAACCUGCCUGUCAUUUUAACAAUGGGAGUGUUUUGAAUGGAUUGGAUUGAAUAUGACCCAUCUCUUGAUGUGUCUCUAGUAUCUCUCUCAAACACUUGUUGCGAGAAUUAUGUCCAUUUGAAUGCAGUGCGCUCAGUGCUGUUACUUACGAAUGUGUGCAGCUACAGUAUCAUUCAGUAUCAAUUUUAAGGAAACAGCUUUCAAAUAGUGUGUGAAAUAGACUUGUUCCAACUUCCUGCAGUCCCUGCUAUAUGCUAACAAACUAAACUGUCAUUAUGACACACUUACUGUAUCACAGCUGCUUGGACCUCAGCAACUAUGGCUGAGGACAUAAUAAAUGUUUGUACAUAUUAUUGGAUAGAGCUUGUCUAUUCUUCUGAGCUGUAAUACAAUGUAGUACUUGAUGAAUUUAGGAUACUAUGCUAUGUAAAGAGGAGAAUAGCUGUACUGUACUUAGAAUUAUGGCUCUUGCUUCAAUAGCACUUGAGAAUUUAUUUAAGCCAAGUUUAACCACUUGGCUCUAUAUGAAUAUAUAUUUAUGCGUGCAAAAGUUUCCUCUAAAGUAAAAAUGUAAUUCUGGAUAUUCUGAGAACUGUUUGAACUACCCCUCACACACUGAAUGCACAUACAGUACAUGCACCACAUUGACUAUGCAAGCAUAAGCUGCAUUACACCCACAGAAACACAGUAAGGCUAUGACCCAACUGGCACCUUAUUUCCUACAUAGCGCACUACUUUUGACCUGAGCCCUAUUGGGGAAAAGUGUGACAUUUGGGACAGACACAGCCACACAGCCACUGUUCAAUUCACUCAUGCACUGCAUAACAUUCCUCUCUUCGGUUGUGAAUAGCUGCCGCUGUAACCUCAAAGCGGAUGUUUAGGUAGGAUUAUCAUGUAAUACAUGACAGUACAGUAGACUGGGCCUAGCACACCCUGUGAAUGCACAGUUUUAUCUAGAGGCUACUCUCACUUUGUGUAUAGCACAUUACAGAAUCAAGAUUGUUUCUAUUGUUGCUAAAUAAAAGCUUAAUGUUCCCUUAC
Messenger RNA from Coregonus clupeaformis (lake whitefish), 3321 nucleotides. Its product is annotated as oxysterol-binding protein-related protein 1. Gene Ontology annotation, molecular function: cholesterol binding. Gene Ontology annotation, cellular component: intracellular membrane-bounded organelle; membrane; cytosol. The transcript has 13 exons. The coding region runs from base 534 to 1847 and encodes 437 amino acids. The record is from RefSeq and is a predicted model, not a curated record. Lineage: Eukaryota; Metazoa; Chordata; Actinopteri; Salmoniformes; Salmonidae.